AUGAGGGAAGCCGACAUUAUUGAUGACAUACUAUUCAAAGGGAUAACUCCAAAAAGACCUAAACCAGGUCGUUUACGUUUACAACCAAAAGUGCAUAAGAAAAAUCACCCCAGUCGGCCAAUCAUAUCAACAAACGGAACUGCAACGGAAAAAUUAUCAGCUUUCAUAGAUUACAAAUUAACUAACCUCAUGUGCAAAGAGGUAAUACCAUCAUAUGUCAGAGACAGUAUGGAUUUUCUGAAUAUUCUGAAAAAAAUUGACAAUAUUCCGCCAGGAUCUUAUUUAGUAACCAUGGACGUGACUUCCUUGUAUACAAAUAUUCCACAUAAAGAUGGCAUCUUAGCGGUGGAGAAUAACCCAGUAACAGAUGGUAACUCAGUAAAAGAUGGUAACUCAGUGACAGAUGAUAACUCGGUGACAGAUGAUAACUCAGUGACAAAUGGUAACUCAGUGACAGAUGGUAACUCAGUAACAGAUGAUAACUCAGUGACAGAUGAUAACUCAGUAACAAAUGAUAACUCAGUGACAGAUGAUAACUCAGUAACAGAUGAUAACUCAGUGACAGAUGAUAACUCAGUGACAAAGGGUAACUCAGUGACAGAUGAUAACUCAGUGACAGAUGAUAACUCAGUGACAGAUGGUAACUCAGUAACAGAUGAUAACUCAGUGACAGAUGAUAACUCAGUAACAAAUGAUAACUCAGUGACAGAUGAUAACUCAGUGACAGAUGAUAACUCAGUGACAGAUGAUAACUCAGUGACAAAUGGUAACUCAGUGACAGAUGAUAACUCAGUGACAGAUGAUAACUCAGUGACAAAUGGUAACUCAGUGACAGAUGGUAACUCAGUGACAGAUGAUAACUCAGUAACAGAUGAUAACUCAGUGACAGAUGAUAACUCAGUGACAGAUGAUAACUCAGUAACAGAUGAUAACUCAGUGACAGAUGAUAACUCAGUGACAAAUGGUAACUCAGUGACAGAUGAUAACUCAGUGACAGAUGAUAACUCAGUGACAAAUGGUAACUCAGUGACAAAUGAUAACUCAGUGACAGAUGAUAACUCAGUGACAGAUGAUAACUCAGUGACAAAUGGUAACUCAGUGACAGAUGAUAACUCAGUGACAGAUGAUAACUCAGUGACAAAUGGUAACUCAGUGACAAAUGAUAACUCAGUGACAGAUGAUAACUCAGUGACAGAUGAUAACUCAGUGACAGAUGAUAACUCAGUGACAAAUGGUAACUCAGUGACAAAUGAUAACUCAGUGACAGAUGGUAACUCAGUGACAGAUGAUAACUCAGUGACAGAUGAUAACUCAGUGACAAAUGGUAACUCAGUGACAGAUGAUAACUCAGUGACAGAUGAUAACUCAGUGACAAAUGAUAACUCAGUGACAGAUGGUAACUCAGUGACAGAUGGUAACUCAGUAACAGAUGAUAACUCAGUGACAGAUGAUAACUCAGUAACAAAUGAUAACUCAGUGACAGAUGAUAACUCAGUAACAGAUGAUAACUCAGUGACAGAUGAUAACUCAGUGACAAAUGGUAACUCAGUGACAGAUGAUAACUCAGUGACAAAUGGUAACUCAGUGACAGAUGAUAACUCAGUGACAGAUGAUAACUCAGUGACAAAUGGUAACUCAGUGACAAAUGGUAACUCAGUGACAGAUGGUAACUCAGUGACACAUGAUAACUCAGUGACAGAUGGUAACUCAGUGACAGAUGAUAACUCAGUGACAAAUGGUAACUCAGUGACAGGAGAUCUAUCAACGCUCUCAGUACCUGAAUUUGUCAGCUAUGGUACGGAACUCAAAUUGGAUUAA
Molecule: messenger RNA, 1818 nt
Organism: Styela clava
Lineage: Eukaryota; Metazoa; Chordata; Ascidiacea; Stolidobranchia; Styelidae
Source: RefSeq, a predicted model, not a curated record